UGGCGGCACAGCAGACAUGGCGGACGCGUCUGAGCGCGUCCUGGAGUAUCUGGCGGAGGUGGAGGCAGCAGCGGAGGACGUUCUGACCACCAAGCAGCAGAUCGUGGAUCUGGACUCCAAGAGGAACAGGAACAGGGAGGCUCUGAGCGCGCUCCGACGGGAGCUGGCAGACACAGAGAAAGUGAAGGUCUGCUUUGGAAACAUGUUCAUCAAAUUCCCCAAAUCCAAGGCGAGAGAGAUGAUUCAGAGAGACCACGAGCAGCUGGACCGAGAGAUCAACGACCUGCACAAGGAGCUGAAGGCUAAAGUCAACCGUCUCAAUGAGCUGCAGGGCAAGCCGGAGCUGCGAGGCUACAGUCUGUCUCCGCUGUCGUCGGAGGAGAUCCGCGCCGUCAACAGCCUGCUGAAGGUCUGACUGCAGACGCCUCGGCGCUGCAGCUCCUGGAAACACCCUCCGCUCCUCACGCUGCGGUCUGGCUCCUCUGAAGCAGCCCCGCUGCUCUGGACGCGGUGAUAAAACGUGUUUUAAUGAACAGUAAAGGUUGCAGCUCUGGAGAUGGUUUUGCUGUAAACUCCUCUUUUUUCAUGUCGGUGUUUCUUCACUGCUCUCUGGGUUGAAGGUUCAAAUGAAGGAUGUUCCGGUCCAGAGGAGCGUUUCAAAGACCGAGCGGGUUUCAGUCAGGGAGGAAUAGUUUUGGACACUUUAUGUUCAGAUGUAAAUAAAAGCUGUUUUUCACUGA
Molecule: messenger RNA, 740 nt
Organism: Salarias fasciatus (jewelled blenny)
Lineage: Eukaryota; Metazoa; Chordata; Actinopteri; Blenniiformes; Blenniidae
Gene: pdrg1
Product: p53 and DNA-damage regulated 1
Exons: 5
Coding region: 17-415 (132 amino acids)
Biological process (GO): protein folding
Cellular component (GO): prefoldin complex
Source: RefSeq, a predicted model, not a curated record